AUGGUUACUUCCACAACCUCCACAGCUCCCACAGUGGAGGUCAGUGCAAACGGGAUAAGCGGCCUUACGGAUCCUGGUAAAAAGAGUCAACACUCUCAUUCUUGCUCGGAAAGCGGCGGCAAGGACAACCUCGUCAACGAUACGUCGAUUGUUCACUAUGAUGAUGAAUAUGAAAGGCUCAAUUCUGACUAUUCAGUAGCUUGGAACAAGGCCAUGAGAAAAGGCACAUACAGGGAUUCGCCUCAAUACAAAAAUGUUUUCGCAUUAAUGAUCUCUUGGGAAUCCAAGCAUGACGACUUACAUGUGAAGCAAGAAGUGGACACUUUAAGUGCGGUUCUCCGAGACACAUUUGGCUAUAAGAUUAUCCCUGCACUCCUGGGAUAUAACGGCAAGCGAGCUCAGGCGCAGGUGAACCAUUUGGUUGCCGAAUUCGUGUGGGAGCACGAUGGCCCAGAUAACCUCCUGAUUGUCUACUUUGCCGGUCACGGGACACCUGGAAGUGUUUUUGGCCAUCUGGAACUUGCAGGGAAAAGUGGGUUCGCGGACUCACGCGACAACCUGGAUAGGAUCGUUUGGAACAAGACGGAAAUAUGUUUGCAAGGUGCCGAGGCGGACGUUCUUGAGAUCUUUGACUGCUGUUAUGCAGGGGAUCUAGGUCCACCUCGUGGGUGCCCUCGUGCCUUCGAGUAUCUCGCGGCCACGUCUUCCGGCGAAACAACGAGAAAACCCGGCAAACACUCCUUCACAACCGCUUUGAUAUGGGCCCUAAGAACCCUUUGCGAAGAACGCGGCCAGUUCACAACGACGGAUCUCCUGAACACCAUCAAAAAGAGAGCCCCUGACUUUCCAAAAGAUCAAAGUCCAGUGCUUUCAGAUCGAAAUAGAGGCUCCCCCCGAGAGCGCAUCUUUCUGCAGCCUCUUCAGCAGAAUGUUACCGAAAGUCGUCGUCCUGAACCUCGUCCUAAUCAGCCCAGCCCGCCAAAGCCCCAAGAGAUCCUCAGUCUAAACCUCUUUUUUGAUGCUCGUCCAUCGAUUUCCCAGAUAGAGGGUUUGGGUAUUGGUCUCAACAAAGUGGUAGAAGACAAUGACCUACAGAUCAGUCGCAUUGUAUGGGGCGGGCUCGACUCAAGACCCCAUAUGGCUCUCGUUGUGGCCAAGCGCUGGAGGAAGGCAGUGCAGCAGCGUUUUGCAAAAGCAACCUCGCCUGUAUCCGGUGGCCCAACCAUAGAGGCAAUCGUUCGCAGAGAGAUGCAACACCAAAAGGAAGAAGGUAAUGCUUCUUCCUAUGGUGUCCAAUACCUUACCAAGAUGCUCUUCUGGAGCUUACUGGCAAUAUUUGCAUCGAUUGGUACUUCUGCCCAGGAUAGAGCAAGAAAGUGGUCUCCGAUGGGCAGACUAUAG
This is a messenger RNA of Endocarpon pusillum Z07020, 1401 nucleotides long. RefSeq lists its product as uncharacterized. NCBI's taxonomy places the organism in Eukaryota, Fungi, Ascomycota, Eurotiomycetes, Verrucariales, Verrucariaceae. The transcript has a single exon. Bases 1 to 1401 code for a protein of 466 amino acids. The record is from RefSeq and is a predicted model, not a curated record.